ACGUUCAGUGGAGUUCCUGUUUACGAGAUCGGAGACUCCGUCAUUGUCAGUUGUCAGUUUUGUCAUUCAUUCACGUCUUCGAAGGGGUCAAGUUAUCAAGUUCUUACUGGUUUAAGAAGUCCACAUUUCAGGUGGGAUGUCCAGCCCCUCCCCUUCUUCAGCACAAUCAGGCUCAUCGGGUGUUGGAAAUGUAACAGAAGGUCAGGCAAGGCUUCAGUGUGUCCGAAUGUCUGACCCAGCAGCACGUUCAAGACCAGGGAUUCCUGAUGGUGCACAUAGCUCUGCUGCUAGUGCCAACAAGUCCAGUGCAAAAUCUGCCAAGAACCUCAGUACAUCAGGGAGAAGAUUACAAAGAGAACUUGCAGAAAUCACACUUGAUCCUCCUCCAAACUGCAGUGCAGGACCCAAGGGUGACAACUUGUAUGAGUGGACGUCCACCAUUCUAGGUCCAAAAGCAUCUGUGUAUGAAGGCGGUGUGUUUUUCUUGGACAUUCAGUUCACCACAGACUACCCCUUCAAACCUCCUCGGGUGAUAUUUCGAACUCGAAUUUACCACUGCAAUAUUAGUAGCCAGGGAGCAAUUUGCCUUGACAUACUCAAAGACAAUUGGAGUCCAGCCUUAACCAUUUCAAAGGUUUUGUUAUCCAUUUGUUCUCUGCUGACUGACUGCAACCCCAAUGACCCCCUGGUAGGAAGCAUUGCCCAGCAGUACUUGACCAAUAGAGAGGAGCAUGACCGAACUGCUCGCCAGUGGACAAAGAGAUAUGCUACAUGAUGCAGCAUUUUCUGCUGUGUUUUUUCUUACAACUUUAAAAUGAGAAGUGAAAUGCUUGUAUGGCAGGUUUGAAUGUUGUAUUUUCCAUUGAAAAUGAAAUGAACGUAACAUUUUUUCAUUUUAUGAUUUUUUCCCCCGUUUUAUUUUGGACAUGAAGGUAACAGGAUAUUAUCACAUGCCUGUCUCUUUGUUUUGUGUUCACAAAUGUUCAACCUCCUGUAUUUUGAAGCUUAAAAUUCAUGAUUUGCAGUUUUCCCUUUGGGGGGGGGGGGGGGGGACAUGAGAAACCAUACAGUAGAGUAAGUGACUCGACUGUACCUUAUGUCUAACUUGUAAUUUUUUUGUCUGUGACAUGGUAGACUUUUGUAUGUUUGAGUCACAUGUAUUGUUUGACAUUUUAAAAGCUUGAACUUUUAUCAGUCAAUGCAUGAUGGUCUAAGUCUAAGCAGCUUCCUGCUUUCUAAAACAUUAUGUCCAGCCUGAUGGAGAGCCUUGAAACUUUUUACACGUGUGUCAGGAAAUACAGGAUAUCUAUGUAUCAAACGCAAAAGUCAGAAAAAGUCGCGCCAAAAUUUUGAACUAUUUUUUUCAUCCAUCGGAUAAACCUUUGGCAUUUGCAGCACUGUUUGUUUAUCAUCUUCCUCAAAGAAACAUUUUUUCAGCUUUCUUGAUUUUUCAAUAAUGUAGAAAAAUCUUAUCUCUACGGUACUGCUUUUGUUUAUAGCUUUUUUAAUUAAUUCCCUUUGCACUCUAUUGUGAAAUGUUUUAUGAAUGUGAAUUUGAAAAUGAUGUUCUACCACAAAUGCUUUCUUAGUUUUAACUUUUCCGGAUAACACAGUUUAGAUGGGGGCACCAUCUCUUGGUACCAGGUUUUUGGAGCAGUGUUAACAUAGUUUGAAUGAAUGGGUAAGGGGUACAUGUAGUUAUUAUAUUUUGACUAAAUAACACCAUAUUUGCAUGGAUUUAGUCUUGUACCGUUAAGGAAAUGCUUGAAUUUUUGUAUUACAAAAUGCUCGUAAUGCUGCUCAUGAAGUUCUUCAAUAAGAUUUAUGCUGUUGAAUCAUUUUAUAAUGCUUUUGGGGGAAGUAUUAUAUUUUCUUUUUGUUCAGGGAAAAAAAGAUCUCUCCUGAACGGGGAAAACAUUCGAGCAAAGGAGAAAGGCACAUAAAGCAUAAAGAUCCAGCAUAUUUGCAUCUCAAUGACUAGACUAAUGAUAAACUUUUUUAAUUGUUUACCCAGUGUUGAAAUUUUAUUUCUUGGUUUCAGUCAUGUGGUGGCUGUAAGGUUUGGUACGUGUAUAUGUGAUUGAGUUUUUGUCUGUCUGAGAUGUUAAUAAACUUUGAUCUUAAAUGCCA
Molecule: messenger RNA, 2130 nt
Organism: Aplysia californica (California sea hare)
Lineage: Eukaryota; Metazoa; Mollusca; Gastropoda; Aplysiida; Aplysiidae
Product: ubiquitin-conjugating enzyme E2 E1
Exons: 6
Coding region: 137-775 (212 amino acids)
Biological process (GO): protein polyubiquitination
Cellular component (GO): nucleus
Molecular function (GO): ubiquitin conjugating enzyme activity
Source: RefSeq, a predicted model, not a curated record